UGGACCCUGUGUGUGUGUGUGUGUGUGUGUGUGUGUGUGUGAGAGAGAGAGAGAGAGAGAGAGACAGAGAGAAAGAGAGACUCUCUCUCUUUCGCACACACUCACACACACACUUACUCGCUGUGUGUCUGCGCUAUACCUCCCCCGGUGCGCGCGCUGAUAGGAAUAAGUGGAGGCGCGCACGCGGCGCUCUGAAAGAGCAUCUACGAUGCAAACCGUGCAAAGGGAGGAGUACCAACCGGAGAGGAUAUCGAUUUUUCAGCCCAUCCUACACUAACGGAGUAGCGUGUGUGUGUGUGUGUGUGUGUGUCUUCGUGUAUCUGUGUGUGUGUGUGUGUGUGUGUGUGUGUGUGUGGAUAUUGUUCCCCUUGUUUUCUCCUCUUUUUUUUCCCGGAGAAGUGGAGCACCACCGUCACCGCCGCAUCCGUGUUAUUCCUGCAUCCCAUCGCGCGGACAGCGGGACCUCUCAGUGUGUGCGUGCGUGUGUGAGUGUGUGUGUGUGUGUAUGUUUGUGUGUUUGAUCAUGUUCAUGUGAGUGUGUGCUUGUGUGCGUUGCAUUUUCUCGCUUCUGAAAAGAACAAGAGGAGGAAAAGAAAGAAAGAAAACAAAAAAUAGAAGAAGAAUAAAACGGAGCCCCGGAGUGCAUGCAUGCAACAGCGUGGCGGCUUUAAAGGAGGAUGGAGACGCGUCCGGUGCCGCCGCCGCUCCGCUUUUCCUGGAGGUUUUUUCUCUUAGUCGGUGUGUUGCGGGUGUGUGUCAGCUCGGUGCUGGAGUGCCCACCGACCUGCAGCUGCUCCAGCACGGAGAUUUACUGCAAUAAAUCGCACCAGGGCAGCUUUUUCCCGCUGCUCGCCCUGCACGAGACGGGCAUGGAAGCGGGCAGCAACGGCACGCACAGCACGAGCAUCUCCGACCUCUUCCAAAACAUCACCUCCAUACACAUCGAGAACUGGUUGGGUCUUCAAACCGUACAGGAGGUUGACAUGGCUCUGUACACUGGAAUCCAGAGACUGACUAUCAUGAACUGCAAUCUGAGGACCAUCCAGUCUCGUGCUUUCGCCCAGAACCCAAAUCUACGCUACAUAAAUUUAUCCAAGAACCCUCUGACUACUCUUUCCUGGCAGCUUUUCCAGAAUCUGCAGCUUAUCGAUCUGAGGUUAGAGGGUGUGGUGUUUAACUGCAGCUGUGAGAUUCGGUGGAUCCAGCUGUGGCAGCAGAGAGGAGAAGCGAGUCUCCACAACCAGCAGCUCUUCUGUAACACGGGCUUCAGUCAGAUUCCUCUCCAGCUGCUCAACAUCUCCCACUGCGAUGUUCCAGAAAUCAGCGUGACUCACAGCAGUGUGACGGUGAAUGAGGGAGAUCGUGUCACCAUCACGUGUAACGGUUCUGGAGUCCCGGUUCCUGAUGUGGACUGGAAGGUUAACUCUCUGCACUCCAUAAGCACACAACAGGCCACUCAGUUUCCUUCUCACGUGCACUCGUUGACGUUAACGCUGUUUAACGUGAGUCGGGAUGAUAACCUGUCCCUGCUGCCCUGCACCACCGAGAACAUUGUGGGGAUGAGCAACACGUCCGUCCAUCUCUCCGUCCAGUUCCCUCCCACCAUUAUACGAUUCGAGAACCCGGAGAAAUGGCACGACACGUGUAUGCUGUUCAUCGUCCGCGGCCAGCCGCUGCCCACGGUGCGCUUCUUCUACAGAGAUGUGGAACUGCAGCAGACCGACUACGUCCACAUGGCAAGUGAGGUUUACCGAGACUCGGUCGAGGGCUGUCUCAUCUUCAAAAACCCAACCCACCACAACAACGGCAACUACACACUGGAGGCUCACAACUCUCUGGGCAUGGCCAACAAAACGGUCUACGCCCACUUCAUGGGAGCACCGUUUGAUGGAGACUAUGUGGAAUAUGUUCACCCCUCAGCUCACUCCCCCGUGAGUCCGAGUCUGACUCCCACCAUCGCUGUUACACACCGUCCUGACGAGGACACGUUCGGGGUGUCGAUUGCAGUGGGCUUGGCUGGCUUUGCCGGCGUCCUCCUCCUCGUCAUGUUUGUCCUCAUUAACAAAUACGGCAGGCACUCCAAGUUCGGCAUGAAAGGUCCUGUAGCUGUGAUUAGUGGAGAAGAAGAUAGUGCCAGUCCUCUGCAUCAUGUUAAUCACGGUAUUUUAAGCCCCUGUACGUUGGACGCUGGUCCCGACGCUGUGGUCAUCGGCAUGACCCGAAUCCCAGUCAUCGAGAAUCCACAGUACUUCCGUCAUGGACACAACUGCAACAAACCUGCCACAUACGUGCAGCACAUAAAGCGGCGGGACAUCGUGUUGAAGCGUGAGCUCGGAGAAGGCGCCUUUGGGAAGGUCUUCCUGGCAGAGUGUUAUAAUCUCAGCCCCACCAAGGACAAGAUGCUGGUCGCCGUCAAGACUCUGAAGGAUCCAACGCUGGCGGCGAGGAAGGAUUUCCAGCGCGAGGCCGAGCUCCUCACCAACCUGCAGCACGAGCACAUCGUGAAGUUCUACGGCGUCUGCGUGGACGGAGAUCCGCUCAUCAUGGUGUUCGAGUACAUGAAGCACGGUGAUCUCAACAAGUUCCUCAGAGCUCACGGCCCUGACGCCAUGAUCCUGGUUGACGGACAGCCACUACAGACGAACGGAGAGCUGGGUCUGUCCCAGAUGCUGCACAUAGCCACUCAGAUCGCAGCAGGUAUGGUGUACCUAGCAUCUCAGCACUUUGUGCACCGAGAUCUGGCAACACGCAACUGCCUGGUGGGGAACGGGCUGCUGGUCAAGAUCGGAGACUUCGGAAUGUCCAGAGACAUCUACAGCACUGACUAUUACCGAGUCGGAGGGCACACCAUGCUUCCGAUUCGCUGGAUGCCUCCUGAAAGCAUAAUGUACCGUAAGUUCACCACUGAAAGCGAUGUGUGGAGCUUCGGCGUCAUCCUAUGGGAGAUUUUCACCUACGGCAAGCAGCCGUGGUUCCAGCUCGCUAAUAACGAGGUGAUCGAGUGUAUAACGCAGGGUCGGGUGUUGGAGCGUCCUCGUGUCUGUCCUAAGGAGGUUUAUGACGUGAUGUUGGGCUGCUGGCAGCGAGAACCUCAGCAGAGGCUCAACAUUAAAGAGAUCCAGAAAAUUCUGUUUGCUUUGGGAAAAGCAGCGCCGGUUUAUCUGGACAUCCUCGGCUAGGAGCAGCGCUCAGAACCAGAAACACAACCAGAACUGAACCACAUCUCUCUCUCUCUCGCUCUCUCUCUCUCUCUCUUACUCUCACUAUAUAUAAAUAUACAUACAUACAUCUAAACACACACACACACAGAUCUGAGCAAUGGGAUGGACUUAAGUGCCUGCUACACUUUUCCAAACACAGGAGUCUUUAUGCAGCACUUUUUCCAUGUUUUUGUUUACCUGCAGAUGGAGGAGUUCGGUUCUUCUGCCCGGGAACAGGAGACGGCUUUGGAUUACUUGUUUUCUUUAUUUUUUUUUAAUCCUUUUCUUUUUUUUCCAAAAAAAUAAAAACAGCAAAUUUUAUAGACCUACAAAAGAAAAAAAACACAAACUUUUUCCUUUGUUGUCCGCUCGAUGGAGAGUAAAAGUUCAUGCUUCGAUUUUUUUCCUUUAAGUUCUUUUUUCAGCGUGUCGUCACACGGAGGGAUAAACAGUCUUUUACGAGUCGAUAUCCGUCGACAGAAACCCGGAUCUUCUGCGUGACUGUAGAGAAGAUUCCCAGCGUGGCUUUUGCUUCCUGAAAGCCGGAGUUUUUUUGGCCGAUCGCGGAACUUAGUGGCGCGACGGAGCCGACCAAUCACAGCAAAGGAGUUUAUUUAAACAAAGCUGAAUGUAUAUAAUGUAAAUUCCUGUGUCCGUAUGGUAACUUAUUUCAUUUUUUGCUAUUUAGACCUCUUUAGUUUCUUGAUGUGUCGUUACAGUGAGUGAAUUCUAUAAAUAUUUUGAUAUGUUCAUUUAUUUUAUUUUAUUUUUUUGGUUUAAAUUGAACGAACUUCAUCUCAUUCUCUUUUUAGACGUGCGCUAAACUCAAAGAGGUUUAAACAGAACCGAUAGAAGCAGUUUCAUAGCGGAACAUGUCACACGUUCAAUAUUAUCAGUUCCUGUGUGAUAGAUCUUCCUCUAGGGAGAUGAUUUUUACUCUAGGACUUACAUGAGAUCCCCAAAAAAACCUCCUUCAUCAUUCAUCCAUCACGACACGUCACCUGUCUGAGAGUUAGAGUUAGCAUGGGAAGGGUCAUGCGUUUCAUUUCAUCACACGCGCAUUAACGGAAGACCUUUAGCUAUCGGAAGAUUCCGAUUUACCAGAUACUCUAAUUCUUAUCUAAUAAUAGCUAAUCUCGACGAGCUAUAAAACAUUCAAAUAAAGGCUAAUAUAAAUAAAACAUGAAGUGACCUAUCGUUAAUACGCCAUAAGGAGUAAAUUAGCAUCUAGAAAUUUCCGUUUAUAUUUUUUGUGCUUUGUAUAAUUUGUCUCAUAGUUUCAUCAGUCAGAAGUUAGCGGUUAGCUGCGUAGAGAAGAUCUACGGGUUAGAGAGGCGUAUCCCGGAUUAAAAGUGGUGGGAUUUCUAACGCUUACUUGCUAGUUAGCAAGAUAUUUUCAUCUGUUAAAUGUUAUUAGCGAGGUGAAUACUGUAGGUAUCAGUGUCAGUAGCUAGGGCGCGAGUCUCGGGCUAACCCGCAAAUUAACGACUUCACUACUCACCUAUUCAUGCUUGACAGUUAGCAUUAGCAUGCUAGUGCAUUCGCAUCGACACAUAACCGCGAGUUUUAGCCACGAUAUUUAUAAGGAUAUUUAACUUGAUUGCACACAGAUUUCACAAAAUUUCAGUCGAUGAUGUGAUUUUGUCGGAUUCGAUUAAGAACGUUUGCUCUAAAUACGAUGAUGCUCAUUUUUACAACUUUACAAAAAUAUAUUAUAAUAAUUAUAAUAAUAAUAAACAUGAGAAAUCUGGCUCUAAAUCCUAAUUUAUUACUUGGACAACAAAAUCACUACAAAGCUCCAUUUUUACAUUUUCUUUUAUUUGUGGGGAAAAAAAACACAAACAUUGUAAAAUUUCAUCAAAGUUCAGCUUGACAGAGGAUAUAAUAUUAUCUUUAUUUUUUGCUAUAACAUCUGAAUAAGUAAAAUCAAACAAGAUUUUUUAAGAUAUUUUAUUUUAUUUCAACCUUUUUUUUUCCAUAUUUUAAUAUUUUUUCCUAAAACAUAAAAGGAAAAAAAAUCAGCUAAAUUUAAUCAUUUGGGUUCAACUUGACAAAAAUGAAAUUUCAUGCUCAUAUUUUCCCCCCAGAGAGUGAAAGGUUCGAUUGAUAUUUCAGUUCUUUGUGUUGAGUCUGAUCCUGAGCUAUUUUACUGUAGGAUUUUAGUUCUGUGUGAAAUCAGUGACAUCAGACAUGUUUAUGAGUGGGUUUUUUAUUGUCUGGAAGGACGACCCCGUGGUUUAGAGCAGGAUAAAGUCUGAGAGGAGCGCAGGAUAAAAUCAGGAGGAAAUCAGAAGUCAGGAGGGGCAGAACAGCCUGGACAUCAGCCUCAGUUUCUCCAGGGCAUCUAGCAGAACCUCCAGAGGUCAAGCUUCUCCUGCUGGAGCUUUACUCUAACUUUACCAAAUAUAUAACUCUUAUACCUCUCUCUCUCUCUCUCUCUCUUUCUCUCUCUCCUCUCUCUCUCUCUCUCUCUCUCUCUCUAUAUAUAUAUA
This is a messenger RNA of Hemibagrus wyckioides, 5692 nucleotides long. RefSeq names its product neurotrophic tyrosine kinase, receptor, type 3a (gene ntrk3a). The coding region runs from base 678 to 3179 and encodes 833 amino acids. Gene Ontology annotation, molecular function: ATP binding; transmembrane receptor protein tyrosine kinase activity; neurotrophin receptor activity. NCBI's taxonomy places the organism in Eukaryota, Metazoa, Chordata, Actinopteri, Siluriformes, Bagridae. Gene Ontology annotation, cellular component: axon; plasma membrane; signaling receptor complex. Gene Ontology annotation, biological process: cell surface receptor protein tyrosine kinase signaling pathway; multicellular organism development; regulation of phosphatidylinositol 3-kinase/protein kinase B signal transduction. The transcript has 17 exons. The record is from RefSeq and is a predicted model, not a curated record.